AUGUCAGUAGUCGUAUCUCAUUCCAAUCAACCCAAAUUUUCAUCUCUCGGAUUUCCCACCUCCAGAUCUCAGCCUCUACCUAACCACUUGAGGAAAACCGCAACACGGUUCACAACGUUUUGCUCUCUGGAUGCAGCCAAUGCUCCAACACAAAACACCCCAAUUGAAUUAAGGUACCAUGCGUUUUCAACAUCAUUGGACAUCAAUCAGAUUCUUGACAUUCUUCCCCACAGGUUUCCAUUUCUUCUAGUGGAUAGAGUGAUUGAAUUCAAUCCUGGAGUUUCUGCAGUGGCCAUAAAGAAUGUAACAAUAAAUGACAACUUCUUUCCUGGACAUUUUCCAGAAAGACCAAUCAUGCCUGGUGUUCUCAUGGUUGAGGCAAUGGCACAAGUCGGUCGAUUGGUUAUGUUGCAACCUGAAGUUGGAGGUUCUCGUCAGAAUUUCUUCUUUGCUGGAAUAGACAAAGUGCGAUUUAGGAAGCCUGUGAUUGCAGGAGAUACGUUGGUUAUGAGAAUGACACUUAUCAAACUGCAAAAGCGAUUUGGAAUAGCAAAGAUGGAAGGGAAGGCAUAUGUUGGAGGUGAAGUUGUGUGUGAGGGUGAGUUUUUGAUGGCUACUGUGAGCGAUAAUCAAGACAAACCCCUCCACCAAAAAAAGAGAGAGCUGAUUCUGCUGCGUUUCUUUCAUGAUUCUGUUAGUUUAGCCCUGGAUUUUAUUUAUUUAUUAUUAUUUUUUUUAUGGAUGAACACCAUCACCAUUUGACUUCGUGUAC
Molecule: messenger RNA, 772 nt
Organism: Cajanus cajan (pigeon pea)
Lineage: Eukaryota; Viridiplantae; Streptophyta; Magnoliopsida; Fabales; Fabaceae
Source: RefSeq, a predicted model, not a curated record